AUGACCGACACACUCCGCAUGUCGACUGAACGAUAUCCGCCCCUUCGGCAGGCCCGGGGGACGCUGCUUAAUACUAUAAUGGAGGAUACGCGCGAAUAUCAGUUCGCUCAAACCAGUCCGAAAGGUUCACUUCCUUCAAGACCCACACCGGCCGUGACGAGCCCAAAGUUGAGAUUACAGACCAGCGGGCUAUCUGUACCAACACAUGCCAGGCUCGCCCGUCUGAUGUCGCCGCUCUCAGCCGGAACUACCUCAUCAUGUUCAGAUACAGAAUGGCAGUCGCAGAUGCAGGGAUUCCAAGGAUACGACGACUUGUACGACGCCACUGAUGAUGACAGCAUCGACGACAACGAGACCGAGAUCAGCGACUCCUGCUUUUCCCCCGAUACGCGGCCAUCGAGCUUGAUCACGCCCAUCACCAGAAACUCGGUCACCUCGACUGGAAGCAACCGAAAGCGCUCGUUGACCCUGGAGAUUCCGUCACCUACGAUGUGGCCAUCAAUCAACAACGCCUGCAAAGGCUCUCCAGUCCCACCGACGCCUCCAGCGAAGAUUCCAGUCUCGCCAGCAGCGCUGUCGAUGCUCAGUCGUUCUGUACCUGCGUCCUAUGCACCCCCUUCCCUCGACGGCAGUAUGUCCUCAGAUCAGGACUCCGUCAUCAGUGCAUUGGCCACACCGGAUAAUCACUCUCUGCCGGACACCAACUGGGAUGCACACGAUAUUCAUGUCCGCCCGGAUCUGGACGGAAACGAGAGCGAUCUAGACAAUGCGGACUCCAGUUCAGAUAUCCAAACCAUUCCUAUCGCAAUCGAGGCCCCGCAUGAGAAUUGGAGCCAUGUUCUGGGCAGCUUCCCCCAAAUUCCCACUGCAGCACGAUCGUAUUCGCUGUCGCCCACGCCAUCCCUCAAUCUGACGGAUGAGCCGAUCUAUGAAUAUGAUGACUUGUACGACGCACCGGAGCCUGUUGACCAGGGUGUCUUCCUCCCUGAUUCAGCGUUAGCGAUGUUGCACCAUAUUCGCUUGGAUGGAAACCCCGAUUCGUGGUCUGAGACCUCGGAGGGAAACGGCGAAAUGUGGCAACUACAAGCGCCUCCCAGCCGCCCAAGGAGUGCUGACGGCGUCACCCCUGCAUCCGAGCUGUCUGCAUAUAGCUUCACUGACCUGAGUAUCCCUUCUCCAGGGGGGUUCUUUGCCUCGCUUGCCCCCCGCACGCGCCACACUUGGUCAAUCCCCAAUACCAACAACCAACCCUCGUCGGCGGCCGCAGAAGGUUUCUACAAUUUGCCAUGGCGCCGGGAAGAAGGCGAAGUUGUUGAACAGAUAGUCGAGUGGCCUGAACGCCACACCGAGGAAGACCCGGUCACUGCGGUUCGUGAUGAAGACGGCCCACCCACUGCAAUUCGACUCCCAUGUGAUACCCCGACUCGUCGGUCUGUAUACCAUGAUAGCCCCAUGAGUGCUGCCUUCGAUGCAGUUCAGGUCCAGGAAAUCCCCCGUUCUGGAAACGGGUAUGAGUAUGAUGAGUGCUAUGACCAAGAGCUGCAGAACCGUGCAGUUGCCAGUCAUGACCGUACCAGUAUCUGGCUGUCUGCUCAAGCAUCCUACCUCGCAGCUCUCAACGAGACGAACCCUAUGAAUGACGUCGACCCUGCUGAGCCUGAAGGUGUCGAGGUCUCGGCUGAGGCAACCACAGAGGACUCUUCCAAGAAGAUGGUCCGAUUUGCCGAAGGUAUUCCAGAGUCUCUUUCCCCUCUGCCGCCACUCCGUGCCAGCAAAGAUUCAAUCUACUGGCAGGGCUUCCAGUCCAUCCGGGAGCGGUCCACCAAGGCCGACGGGUUCAUGCACCGUAACAUGCGGUUCGAUGCUGUGCACUCCAUGCGUCUCGCCAUGAGCGACCUGCACAUCAAUUGCCUGCGGGGCAAGUAUGAGCUUGUUCGCCCCGAGCGCCCCGCAUACAAGGGUCCCUUUGCCAAAGCUCCCCGUAAUUCGGUGAUUACCACUGAGCUGGCGGAGAAGGCCAAGUACGCGAAGGUUGAGAAAGAACAGCUGGUGCUCGCCCAGCUGUGCCAGCCCAUGUGGGCUAUGGAUGCGCUGCGGUCUCUUAACGGCGGCAGUCUACUCAUCAGCCCUGUCCAGCGCCUGCUUUCGCGAGCAACUUCCAAGUCCAGCAUGUCACAGGGUCCUCGCAAACGCAGCUUCCGAAUUCUGGAUCUUGGUGGUCACUCCUCGUGCGACUGGGCGUGGCAAGCCGCCUACGAGUUCCCGAAUGUCAAGGUCUACACCGUCGCCUCCAAGGCCCAUACUGUCAACAACGCCAUCAAGGGCCCUCCCAACCACCGUCAGGUCACAGUGGAAAAUCUCUGGGAGCUCCCCUUCGGCAACAACCAGUUCGACGUCGUCUCAGCCCGCUCCUUGCAUGCUCUGCUCAGGACCGAAUGUCCCGCCGGCAAGGACAGCGACGAAUACGAUCUCGUCCUGAAAGAGUGCAUGCGCUGCCUCAAGCCCGGCGGCUAUCUGGAGUUUCAAGUGCUAGACGCAGAGAUCUCCCACGCCGGCCCAUACUGCAGCGCCACCUCUGUCGAGUUCGCCUUCAACCUCCGCGCACGGGGCUACGACCCCCUCGCAUCAAAGUCCUUCUCUGCACGCCUCCGCAACAGCGGCUUCGUUGACACCAAGCGCGCAUGGAUGUUCCUGCCCAUGGGCACAGAGCACGUGGAAGCCCCGCCACUGCGCGAAACACCCGCGCCACGAGUGCAGAGCCAGAUUGAGAACUACGAGGCUGUACAAGGGCCUAUCGGCAGCACUGCAGAUAUUGCCAGUAUCACCGGGCUGAUUGGCGGGUGGAUGUGGGAGCAGUGGCUGGUGAAGCUGCGGGUGGAGAUGGGUCGUGAGAGGGGCAAGUUGCUUGAGGGCGUUGGGGCGCUCUUUGAUGAGGGGAGGAAGAGCGGAGCGGGCUGGACCUGUUUGUCUGGGUGGGCUAUGAAGCCGAAGCGGAGGAGUGGUGUGACUUCGUCUGUUGCUGGGUCUGACAGGCGCUGA
Penicillium bovifimosum is the source of this 3039-nucleotide messenger RNA. RefSeq lists its product as uncharacterized. Lineage: Eukaryota; Fungi; Ascomycota; Eurotiomycetes; Eurotiales; Aspergillaceae. The transcript has a single exon. The record is from RefSeq and is a predicted model, not a curated record. Gene Ontology annotation, molecular function: S-adenosylmethionine-dependent methyltransferase activity. The coding region runs from base 1 to 3039 and encodes 1012 amino acids.